AUGGGCGAUAACUACACCAUACACAAAGUUUCUUUAAAGCGAACCCGGCAAGCUUGUGGUCCUUGUCGUCGAAAGAAGGCGCGAUGCCCGGGCGAGAAACCAACAUGCUCGCUGUGCCACAGACUAGGGCAACGAUGCUCAUACGGACCGCAGGCGUCCCGUGCGAAGAACCAUCCCGUUUCGGCUGAGGUGCACAGCCGGGAAACACAGCACAGCACCAAUGAGAUCCAAGGCGAUGUCUCGAGCUCCGGGUCGAGCUCCGCGAGGCUUCAGCGCAUCGAAGAAAGACUGGACAUGAUGGCACAUUUACUUCAAGAAGGCUUACCAAGGUCUAAUUCGUUACGCGAAGUAUCGAAUGAUAACCAGCCCAAUGAUGAUCGAGAGCUGCGAGAAGAUUCUUAUGACGACUUCGAAGCAAUGGAGUGCCCAGAGAAUCACUCCCUGACUUCUCAAGAUGGGCUUCCAGCUGCAUUUAUCGAGCAGGAAGUGGAGACUUACCUUACCUACUUUCAUGACCAGCCAUACUGUCUUUUUUCAAAAAAAUGGUUGUUGAGAUAUACGAGCUCGUUACCACCAGAAGUCGCAUUCCCAUUAGUGGCCCUCACUUCCCGUCUGCCUCAACGAUUUCGCGGACCUUUACGUGAGAACACAUCCGAUGCGAGAACAUUUGCGGAAAAGGCUUGGGCCCUCUUGUCAAAUCAAUACAAAGAUGGCAAGAUGGGUCUUUCAUUUCUCCAGGGUACAUUUCUCAUGGCCCAGGUAGAUUUUGCUGAUGGAAAAGCGCAUCGAGGGUAUACGUCGGUUGCCCUUGGAUUGCGUGCGAUUCAAUCCGUGGGGUUGAACAGAGAAAAGCACUCGCACCUCUCUAAUGACCCGGAGAUCGAGACAAGAAGGCGCAUUACUUGGGCCUUUUUUAUGCUCGAUCGCAGUUAUAGUGCUUCCCGAAAUUAUUCACUGUCCCUCUCAGACAAGCAGUUCACACUUCCAUUUCCUUCCCUGGAGACCGAAGCACUAUUCGGUGAUAAUGAGUCACGACCCCACGGGUCUUUGCAUGAUGGCCCUGGAAAGCAAGGGCAGAAAGUUGAUCAUGGCAUUCUCGUCUGUCUCCUGAGGCUGUACUCUUUAUGGGGGAAAGCCACGGAGUACGUCUUUGAGCCGUUUGCCGAGAGCUCGCUACCUCCCUGGCAAACUGGGUCUGCUCUCGCGAUCCUCGAGUCAGAGUGGUUGCAAUUUGAGACACAUUUUGCAGAUGCCCAUCGAUAUAUAAACGUGGACUUCAAACGCCGCGCCAGAGAAGAUCCACAAUCACGUACAUAUCUCUCGACCUGGGUGUGUGUUCAAUUCCUUUUUCAUUCAAUCCAGUGCCUCCUGCACCACCCAUUCGUGAUCAUGACCAAGCUUCGCAACUUUAACGGAAAUCUAUCGGCAACAUUUCUGCAAAAGUCAUUUGAGACGUCACUGCUCCACUCUCGAUGGAUAGUCCGGUUCAUAAAGGAAAUGUCAGAGGUCAACUUGGAGACCUGCGAUCCUUUUCUGGGAUAUUUGGCUGCCAUCGCAGCAACAAUUCAGCUAGAGCACACUGGCAGCAAAAAUCCGCAAAUUGCUCUUCUGCUCAACAAAGAAUUUCGAAUCCUUGUCGACUUCAUGACGGAGCUGUCUGUGUAUUGGGAAAAUAUGAGCGUCCUGGUUAACAAAGUGAAUGAACUUGCCGCUCGUCAUCAAAAUUAUGGAUCACUCUAUUAUAAUCAGGAGGGUUUCUCGGGCGCUUUGUCCAAAAUGCCAACCCCUUCGAAUAUGCCUAGAAUGUCCGCAGAAGAUGAGGGUCUCAUGUGGGAAAUCCUUGAUUUUGGCUGCUCAUCGGGAGGAGACGAGGCAAUGAACUUCGGAAAUUUGGCUAUUCCCCGAGAAAGCAAAAUCCAAGCAAAUGAAAGACAUCCCAUGCAACGAUCAGGUCAGCAAAACAAGGAUGGUCAGAUAGGGGGAGUGAACUCAAACCUUCCAAAUCUCCACCAAAUAUCUGAAUCCAUCAACGAAGGCACUUUGCCUGAGUGGCCAUUUCAAACGAGGGGUGGUGGUGACGUGCUUGCGGCAAUGCCGGACAUUCCAGAUUGGAUGAUCUUGGGAGAUUAUAUGGCAGAGCAUCUGUGA
Molecule: messenger RNA, 2148 nt
Organism: Penicillium egyptiacum
Lineage: Eukaryota; Fungi; Ascomycota; Eurotiomycetes; Eurotiales; Aspergillaceae
Source: the annotation of a GenBank genome assembly